AUGGCAGCAUUCUACGAUGCUGGCCGCCACGAAGAGGGCAUCGAUAGCGGAGGCCGGCAUAUGCUGAAGAUCUACGAAGGCGUCUCGACAGAGUCUACGCUUGAGGAAGGCGACAUGUCUCGUGCAACCCAACAGUUCCACGAUGAAGCGCCAAUUCCAUUCUCUGUGACGAUUCCGCGAGCGGAGGUGGUGAACUCUGGGGCGUGGCUCACCCAUAUGAGUUACUUGGUGCAGUUUUCUGACAUGGGGUUGGUCCGUACCGUUCGCCGACGCUUCAGUGACUUCCAGCGCUUAGCUCAGGACCUCGAUCAUCUUCUUUCUCAUCCUUGCGCUCACGUUCUCUGUGCGACUUCCCCUCGCCCUCCGGCUGGCCCUCGAAGGACACAAAAGAGCAAUCAGACGCCGGGACUGGCUCUCUUGAGACCCGCUGGCGGAGACAGUCCAGCGCCUUCGGGCCCGUGGGGGUAUCUUGGUGCUAAGACUCCGGCGGUUUCUCCACCCUCGCAGUCUGAGACUCACGAAUGCCAAGGCACGGGGGAGAGUUGCGGAGCAAAUGCGUCUUUCUGUGAAAGGGACUCGGAAGACGAGGCGUGCGACACACACCGCUCUCCAUCCUUUCCUUUCCUCGUCUCAGCUGGCGAGCAGCCUGUUCGUUUUCUCUCUGUUGAGCAAGGAGACGGGGUCGGGCCUCUCACUUCGGACGGCUCUCUAAAUCCUUUUCUGGCUUCGCAGUUCCCGAGCCACCCCGGUCUGGGUAAUGGCUACAGUGGAUCCUGCGCCUCCCCGUGCCGGGGCGAAUGCGCCGCCAAGGGGUCCAUCGUGUCUGUGCUGCCUCCCAAGCGUUUGUUUGGAAACAUGGAUCCUGCAUUUGUGGAAGAGAGACGAAGGGAACUGGAGCGUUUUCUUCAUCUGCUUCUUCUCCGCGAAGAGGUCUUUCUCCUGUCCCCGUUCUGGAACUUCUUUGAGGCGGACCACGCCUCUGCUCUACUCGCGAGCUUCUUCAUCCUCACAGCCCCGGCCCGAAGGCGCAGUGGGAGACACGACUCCACGGCUCUGGGCGUUUUGCAGGAGACGCUGUGGAGGCUCCGCGAGCUCGUCUGCGGCGCUCUGCGGGACGAGGCGGAGCGCUUGUCGCGCCUCAGGGACAUCAGGGAAGGCGACGGGGGCGCAGCCGUCGAAAACGCUUCCACACGAACGCAGUCCGAGUGGCUUUAUCCAGACCCCGGAGACCGAGGCUGGCCAGUUUCCGCCCUCGACUCGUCUUCGAUCCGGCCUUGCCCCAACACGCACGGUGGGGUUCCCCUUUCGUCAUGGCGAGAAGGCAAGGGGAUGCGUUGUCAUCUUGGAGAGAAUGCUUCGCUCUCUGAGCCUCCGCCGACAUCCUGUCAAGACUUUUCAGAUUCGAGUGCGGCGAGGACGCCGAAUACUUCUGAGCACCUCCAGGCGGACGCACGUGGAAAUCGAGACACUCCAGGAGGGGCGCGAGGGCGCGUGAUUCUCCCGGUAGGGCGAGGCGAGGCGGAACUCUGGCGUUUGUGUCACCCUCAGUUCGUCCUUCGGCUCCUCUGCAUGAUUGCAGAUGGACCUUAUCUCCCCGCCUACGUUCAGCUGCAGGUUGUCGAUCUGCUGUGUCUCCUUCUCUCUUUGUCUCCGCCCUGUCUCCUUCCCCUCCUCGUUCAAGCGCAUGCGUUCGAGCUGGUGUUUCGCCUUCUGGAAUACACUGCGGCGUCGGUCAACGCCGAGAUCUCUCGAGACCUUUCGAGGUCGCAGAGUUUCCGCAAACAGAGUUCUCGGGCCUCGACGUCUUCUCUCGGCACACAGCGCCCUUGUGCGCAGGAGGAAAGAGGCCUUACGUCAUGCUCGUUUCGCCAGCGCAGAGAAGCCUCCGCUUCUGGAGCGUCUUCCUCGUCGGAGAGAGAAAGUGACAACAUGCACAGGCGGCGAGAAACAGACCGCGAGUCAAGUGAAGAGCCGGCGGAGGAAGUCGCCUUCCGUCCGGCAGCAAGAAAGCCCAGAUACGUGGAGAGACUCGGCAGAAGGCUUCGAAGGAGAGCCCACCGACAUGCAACGCCGUCUGCUCCCUUCGUAUGCGCGCGAGAAGAGGGAAAUGGGCAAGGAGACGGCCAGACUGUCGACUGCGACGAGCAUCUGCGGGUGCGCAUCGAAGUGGCCGAUGCAUGCAUGCGCCUCGGCGCCCGGUUGGUCGAGUUGUGUCCAGACGAGUUCUUUUUUUUUUUGAAGUCGAAAGAAGGCCUGUUGCGCCUGCGCGAUCUUCUCCGGCAGAAAAUGCAAAAGCGUCCGGCGCGCAACCGUUCCCACUACAGAGAAACGUCCAGAGACAGCAGAAGGGGACACAGUGAAGAACGACGGAGACAUCGAGCCUCGUCGCUUUCCAGUGGGCGCCGACAGCCUUCCCAGAGCUACUCGCGGGAACUGAGUGAGGCGGACGACCCGGGGCGAGUCGGCGCAGAGGGGGAAGUCGUGGAAGGCGAAAGGGCUGGCAGAAGCCGAGGAAGCGCCGAGCGGAGAGGCCGACGGGAGAGACAGGGAGACGCAGCCUUUCACGGGAUGGACGGAAGCCAGGUGCACAGGCAAACAGCGUUGCCAGAGAACGACGGCACCGAUGAAGCCGACACAGAUGCCACAGGAGACGAGGCUGCGAACGACUCCGAGUCGAGCUCGAACGCGAGUCUCGAGAGCUAUCUCUCGGAAGAACAAGAAGACCUUUCAUCAGCUUCGCCUCUUCUGUCUGCGUUGCGUCGUCGUGCGGCUCGCCGCAUGCUCCUCUGCAUGUUGCCUGUGUCAGCGGUGCCUGGAGACAGGACGCUCCGGGUCGCUGCGGCGGGGCAGAGCGCGCGGCAGGAAGCGCGGAGACGCCGAGGCCAGCGACGCAGCUGUCGGGCGGCCUCGCCCUCUUCGGUCUCUUCUUGCUCGAGGGACUGGGACGGCCGGUCUGACGCGGAGCGCACGGCUGCGAGUGCGCGCCUGCGAGGCGAGGAAGCCAUCUGCCAAGACGGCGACACGGUGCCCCGCCGAAGUUCAAAAGAGCACGCGUCGCGUUUCGAGAGAAGACCCGUUUUUCACGGCUCGAGGCCUGCGUCUCCUCACUGGAACGUCCACGCGCAUGCAGCCGCCAGCUGCGGUGUCUGGGACCCUUCGGGUUCAGCGUCGUCCCGCUGCUCCGCCUUUUCUUGCUCGCGCUCUGUCUCCUCGUCGAGCCGGGUUGCGCGGGAAGGCCUUCGCCUCUCCGGCGCCAUGUGCCCCGCGGGCGCCGGCGGGCGGGCCAGAAGCAGAGGCAGCGAAAACCGAGUCGAGGGCUGCACUCCAGAGGACGACAGCCUUUCUCCGAUGCGACAGCGCGGUGCACUGAGACUCCCCAAGGAGGCUCUGCGCAGAGCGUUCAAGGGUCGCCUCCACUGCUUUGUGGCGUUUCUUCUCUGGAUCUCUCUCCCGCUCGUAGGAGUCGGACGCGCGCUGACGAGUCCCCAGUCGCUCGGCCUUGAGAUUCUGUCUUUGCUCUACAAGUCGCGGCACGACACUUCGUCUCGGAUCCUCUGUGCGCUGCUUCUGGCCUCACUUCUGCGUUCCUGCGACUCCUCGUUCUUCGCGGAAGACGGCGGGCGACGCGCUCGCCUUCAGCAGCUUCUCUCCCACAGCUUGCCGCGGAAACCCACGUUUCUCUCGUUCGCUCCGCUAGGCCUCGCCGAGUCGCCGCAAGUCGCGUCGCCUGCGGCGUCUCCGUCUCGCCCACGAGCGAGUCGCGGAGACACCCUAGACGCUGGACACGGAACGAAAAAAGAUGUGCAUGCGCGGGCGCAACAAGCUGCCGAGGCGAUCGGCACACUGCCGCUCCUCCUGGUCACGCGAGCUCUCAGGCAACCCGCUGAGGCCGAGCUUCCGAGCCGUGGCGUGAGUUCCGGCCUGUUGUUCUACAUCCUCAGUCGCCCCAUGGCGCCUCGCCUGCUUCCUCUCCUGUCUCUCUCUUCUUCGUCGUCUCGCCCGGGGUCGUCGCCGCUUCUUUCGCCUUCUGAAAAGGCAGGAAGUUGCUCGUCGCCGGCGUCUGCGGUGUCUCCAAGCGGGGUUCAGCAGGAAGAGACCCGCGAAAUUCGGGCUGCAUGCGAGAUGGAAAUUUGCCUCUUUGUGUGCUGGCUCCUCGGGAUCCUCGUCAGCCAAGGCAAUCCCGUGUAUGCGUGUCUGAAACGCGAAGCAGAGAGGGAAGACGGAGAGAAGCGGGUUCUGGGCGACACCGGCGCAUGCAGACAACCGGACCGACCCUCGCUCGUUAUUUGUCGAAAACCUCGUUCCUUGUCUUCGUUUGCUUCUGCCUUCACGCCAGCGAGUUCUUCCCACAUUCCCGCCUCUCAGUCUUCGACGGAAGUCGCUUACGUGCCGGGCGCGUCGCCUUCGCGUCCACGAGGGCGAGACGCAGCUGUCUUGGCAAGCGCGCUGUCUCCGGGAGACAGGCGCGCUGUUCCGUCUCCCUCGCGGCGCUCGCCGGGCGAUUUCCCAGAGCCGCUCCACAGGAACCCGCUCCUGCCUGAAACUCAGCCGCAGCCGCGUGUGGAGAGCGCCGAAAGCGCGGCGAGACUUGCUGGAGCUGACCGGGAGUCUCAGAAGUCUACUUCGUCUCGCGCCCCUGGAGACUCGCGCCGUCUUCGGCCCUCCUCGCAGACCUUGCCGGGACGGGGAGGCCUUCCGUUUCUUUCUUCUCUCUUGCCUGCGUUCUUCGCGCCUGUCGCCCCGCCGGCCUCGGCGUGUUCUGGAAACCUUCCCGCGGAACUUCCUGUCUCUUCCUCGUGCGCCCUCGACAGCCUCCCGCACCGCAGCUACUUCUCGCUCUUGCUCUCGUGCAGGCGCUUCAUCCCGCUUCUCUUCCGCCUCCUUCAACGGAGUCCGAGCCUCACGCUGCAGCGCCUCGUCGCCUUCGUGCUCCUCUGGCUGCCCGAAUGGCACGCCCACGCUUUCGACGGCGAGUCGGCGGAGACAGGCGAAGGCCGGCUGGUGCCGGGGGCUUCGGGGGGAGGCAGGGACGCGCGUGCAGCGAGCGGAGACGGCGGGAGACAGUUCCCAGAGAACGCCUCAGGCGGAACGAGGGAGGGAGGGGAAAUCCGGAAACGCAGAGCGGCAGACGAGGGAGAAGGAGAGCGCUGGGGCCGAAAGAGAGAGAACGGAGAAGGCCAGGAAGCGGAGGAACGGUUCGAACAGCGUCACCACACGGUGGACCAACCAGACGCAGUCCUCGGAGAGGACGCGAGUGCACCGCGCGAGUGGGAAGGCGACGACGAGAGGAAGGCGAGGCUCCACGGUCGCCGCACGCGGUCUUCUUCGCCAGCAGAGAGAAUCGAGGAGCCGCGAGAAACAUCGCAGACACUCAACGGUUCGUCGGCGUCCUUUUCGUUCCCUGUCUCCGUUUCUUCGUCUUCUCAGCGUGAGGCGCGCGUCGACGGGCGUCAAGAGGACAAGGCGAGGCACGCAGAGGAGAACGCAGCGAGGCGCACUUCGCCAUCUGCGUUUUCGUGUCCGGACAUCUCUCUGCUGCGCGGCCGGGUGACGGCGUGUCUCCUGCUGAUGCAGCAAGUGCAGGAGGAAGGCGACGCGCAGACGCGCCGCCUCGAACGGGAGAAAAAGGCUCUUCAGUCUCUCGAGGAGCUCGUGUCUGGGCGGAGAAGUCCGCUGCGCCGGUGGGGGCCCGCGUGUGAGGGCCGCGGCGCGGCGAUUCAGAGACACUUGCGAGGCCGCGGCAAGACAGAGGGCCCUAGAAGCGAAGCGCAGACCAGAGACCGAAGCGAAGACGGACGAGAAGAAGCGUCUGUGCAUGCGCAAAGCUGCGAGAGGAGUCCGAACCUCCACAUUUCUGCCGCGCCUCUCGACCCGAGCUCUUCGGGAGUCUCCUUCUCUCGCCUGCCCGAUGCCUCGUCGCCGCAGGCGAGAGACGCGCCAGGCGCAGAAAACGAGGAAGGACUCAGCGAAGAAAAGCGAGGCAGGCGAGAGGGCCGAGGCAAGCGAUUUGAGCGGAACGGCGAAGAGGAGGUCUGGGCGCUCUUCCAGAAACUUGGGGCACUACGGAGAACUAGAACGGAGAUGAAGAGGCAGACGAGGCACGCGGUGGACUUCCUCACAACGACUCGCGGCAAACUCGAGAGCUUGCACCUGUACGCGAGCUCUGUGGAGCAUCUCUGCACGUCGAAGAUUCUUCCGCUGUCUGGUGCGCUAGCGGCCAUGGAUGAAGGCCAUUGCCGCCUCUCUCUCUCGCUUGCGGAGAAGGCGCGAAAGGAGGAAGAGACGAAACGCGCCGUGCAGAGACAGGGCGAGCAAGAGCUCGUAGCCCUCAAACUCCUGCAGGCAUGCACGGAAAGAACGACUGCUGCCAAGAGAGAGGCCAUGCGAACGCGAAACGAAUGGAUGGAAGUCGAACAGCUCAUUGCGGCGGCGCCGCAGCGGCGCCAGCAACUGGAGGAGCAAGUCGACUACCGCAUGCAGAUUUUGAAUCGUCUUCGGGAGAAACAUGCUGAGGAGAAACUUCGGCUUCAGCAGCUGCGUCUCGAAAAUCAACGCCUAACUCAACAGAGGACGCAGGACGAGGCCGAGGUUCGACAGAUCGCUGCGGCUCUCGAGGCCUACACGGAUGCACUGAAUCGCCGCCAGGAGUCUCGGGCGGCGGAGGCGCCUUCUGCGCCGGGUCCAGCUCUGUCGUCUCACCCUCCAGCCGCUGUCUGUGGCAACGCGCAAAGCGAAGAAGACAGCAGGUGGCCGCCUCUCACUCCCUUUGUCCGUCUUCUUCCGCCUCGCUUGCAAACGCUUCCAGAUCUCCUUCAUCUUGUCUCCGUCUCUGAAGGCCAUCAAGGCCGUACCCCUCCUUCUCCGAACGCCAGUUCGUCGGGGUGGUCGCCCUCACGCGGGGAAUCGUGUCUCCGUUUUCUUCGCCUUCUGGAGCAUCUUUUAGCGACCCGACGAGACAAGCUGGGAGAGGGAGAGGAGGGGGAAGAGGCGCGGUACCACGAGGCGCUGAGUUUGGAAGAGCACGUGGAGAGUGCGGCACGCGAAAUCGAAUCUCAUGAAAGGCAACUCGACCGGCUGAGAGCGUCGAUUUCCGAACAGACGAAUCACACAAGCCUCCUCAAGAAGGCCGAGACGCGGCAGGCAGACGUUCGCAGGUGUGACGCGGAAGUUUCGCGCUUGGUGGAGGAGGAGCAAGCUGCGCGUCGACGACAUGUGAAGGAGAAGGAGGCGCAUGCAAAGGCUCGCGCUGCCCUACUCGUGGAGGCGGACGCGCGGCGAGGCGCGGCGGCCUCUCUGGAGGACCACGAGCGGCAGAGCGCGGCGCAGAAAGAGCAAAUGAAUCUGUUUCUCUGUCGCGGAGAGCAUGAGUUGCGGCUGCUGUUUAUCCUUUUGCAGCGAAUCGAAGAAAACCUCGGUCUCAUGAAGAAAGAAAGAAGACGAAUUGAGGCUGCUCUCAAGGAAGAACGAAGAAGCAGAGGCAGCCUCGUCGCCCAAAUCCACCGAACGACAUCCCAACUCAGCGGCCUCUGCGCCCACCUGGAGCGAAUUGACGGAGACGAGUACGUGGCUGCCAUCUAG
Neospora caninum is the source of this 7578-nucleotide messenger RNA. RefSeq names its product putative PX domain-containing protein. NCBI's taxonomy places the organism in Eukaryota, Apicomplexa, Conoidasida, Eucoccidiorida, Sarcocystidae. The record is from RefSeq and is a predicted model, not a curated record. The coding region runs from base 1 to 7578 and encodes 2525 amino acids. Gene Ontology annotation, molecular function: phosphatidylinositol binding. The transcript is spliced from 7 exons.